Messenger RNA from Mandrillus leucophaeus (drill), 3633 nucleotides. RefSeq names its product platelet/endothelial cell adhesion molecule 1 (gene PECAM1). The record is from RefSeq and is a predicted model, not a curated record. Gene Ontology annotation, biological process: cell surface receptor signaling pathway. NCBI's taxonomy places the organism in Eukaryota, Metazoa, Chordata, Mammalia, Primates, Cercopithecidae. The coding region runs from base 182 to 2302 and encodes 706 amino acids. The transcript is spliced from 15 exons. Gene Ontology annotation, molecular function: transmembrane signaling receptor activity.
UUUUUUCAAGCGAAACCAUGGAGGAGAGUGGCUGCCCAAGGUGGGGUUUGUCUUUUGCCGUCUGAGUGGCCCCUGGGAUACAGGGCGGGUUUCUCAGCGGUGACUUGUGGGCAGUGCCUUCUGCUGAGUGAGCCAUGGCCCGAAGGCAGAACUAACUGUGCCUGCAGUCUUCACUCUCAGGAUGCAGCCGAGGCGGGCCCGAGGGGCCACGAUGUGGCUCGGAGUCCUGCUGACCCUUCUGCUCUGUUCAAGCCUUGAGGGUCACAAAAACUCUUUCACAAUCAACAGUGUCGACAUGAAGAGCCUGCCAGACUGGACGGUGCAAAAUGGGAAGAACCUGACCCUGCAGUGCUACGCGGACGUCAGCACCACCUCUCACAUCAAGCCUCAGCACCAGAUGCUGUUCUAUAAGGAUGACGUGCUAUUUUACAACAUCUCCUCCAUGAAGAGCACAGAGAGUUAUUUUAUUCCUGAAGCCCGGGUCUAUGACUCAGGGACGUACAAAUGUACUGUGAUUGUGAACAACAAAGAGAAAACCACAUCAGAGUACCAGGUGUUGGUGAGAGGAGUGCCCAGUCCCAGGGUGACCCUGGACAAGAAAGAGGCCAUCCAAGGUGGGGUCGUGAGGGUCAACUGUUCCGUCCCAGAGGAAAAGGCCCCAAUACACUUCACAAUUGAAAAACUUGAACUAAAUAAAAAAAUGGCCAAGCAAAAAAGAGAGAAGACUUCUCGGGACCAGAAUUUUGUGAUGCUGGAAUUCCCCAUUGAGGAACAGGACAGUGUUUUAUCCUUCCGAUGUCAAGCUAGGAUCAUUGCUGGGAUCCAUGUGCAGACCUCAGAAUCUACCAAGAGUGAACUGGUCACCGUAAGGGAAUCCUUCUCUACACCCAAGUUCCACAUCAGCCCCACUGGAAUGAUCACAGAAGGAGCUCAACUCCACAUUAAGUGCACCAUUCAAGUGACUCACCUGGCCCAGGAGUUUCCAGAAAUCAUAAUUCAGAAGGACAAGGCGAUUGUGGCCCACAGCAGACACGGCAACGAGGCUGUGUACUCAGUCAUGGCCAUGGUGGAGCACAAUGGCAACUACACAUGCAAAGUGGAGUCCAGCCGCAUAUCCAAGGUCAGCAGCAUCAUCGUCAACGUAACAGAACUAUUUUCCAAGCCCGAACUGGAAACUUCCUUCACACGUCUGGACCAAGGUGAAAGACUGAACCUGUCCUGCUCCAUCCCAGGAGCACCUCCAGCCAAUUUCACCAUCCAGAAGGGAGACACGAUUGUGUCUCAGACUCAAAAUUUCACCAAGAUAGCCUCAAAGGGGGACAGUGGGACGUAUAUCUGCACUGCAGGUAUUGACAAAGUGGUCAAGAAAAGCAACACAGUCCAGAUAGUCGUAUGUGAAAUGCUCUCCCAGCCCAGGAUUUCUCAUGACGCCCAGUUUGAGGUCAUAAAAGGACAGACCAUCGAAGUCAGUUGCCAAUCAAUCAGUGGAACUUCACCUAUUUCUUAUCACCUUUUGAAAACAAGCAAAAUUUUGGAGAAUAGUACCAAGAACUCAACUGAUCCUGCGGUAUUCAAAGACAACCCCACUGAAGACGUAGAAUACCAGUGUGUUGCGGAUAACUGCCAUUCCCACGCCAAAAUGUUAAGUGAAGUUCUGAGGGUGAAGGUGAUAGCCCCAGUGGAUGAGGUCCAGAUUUCUAUCCUGUCAAAUAAGGUUGUGGAGUCUGGAGAGGACAUUGUGCUGCAAUGCGCCGUGAAUGAAGGAUCUGGUCCCAUCACCUAUAGGUUUUACAGGGAAAAGGAAGGCAAACCCUUCCACCAAAGGACCUUGAAUGCCACCCAGGAAUUUUGGACCAAGCCGAAGGCUAGCAAGGAGCAGGAGGGGGAGUAUUACUGCACAGCCUUCAACAGAGCCAACCAUGCCUCCAGUGUCCCCAGAAGCAAAAUACUGACAGUCAGAGUCGUUCUUGCCGCAUGGAAGAAAGGACUUAUUGCAGUGGUUGUCAUCGGAGUGAUCAUUGCUUUCUUGAUCAUUGGGGCCAAAUGUUAUUUUCUGAGGAAAGCCAAGGCCAAGCAGAUGCCAGUGGAAAUGUCCAGGCCAGCAGUACCACUUCUGAACUCCAACAACGAGAAAAUGUCAGAUCCCAGUAUGGAAGCUAACAGUCACUACGGUCACAAUGAUGAUGUCGGAAACCACGCAAUGAAACCAAUAAAUGAUAAUAAAGAUCUAGUAAAGAAGGGCACAGAGACAGUGUACACUGAAGUCCGGAAAGCUGUCCCUGAGAACGGAAGGCUCCCUUGAUGGAACUUAGACAGCGAGGCCGGAUGCACAUCCCUGGAAGGACAUCUAUGUUCCGAGAAGAGCAGAUGAUCCCUAUAUUUCAAGAGCUCUGUGCACUUAUUUAUGAACCUGCCCUGCUCCCACAGAACACAGCAAUUCCUCAGGCUAAGCUGCCGGUUCUUAAAUCCAUCCUACUGAGUUAAUGUUGGGUAGAAAGAGAUACAGAGGGGCUGCUGAAUUUCCCACCUACCCUCCUUCCACCAAGUUGGAGCAUCCUUGGCAAUUGGAAGGGCAGAAGAGGAGAUCCAGGGCAAACAGGCCAUUGGGAUAUUCUGAAACUUGAAUAUUUUGUCUUGUGCAGAGAUAAAGACCUUUUCCAUGCACCGUCAUACACAGAAACCAAUUUUCUUUUUUGUAGCCAAUCACUUCUAGCACAUGGCCUGGUUAGAGGCUAGUUUUUUUCUUUUCCUUUGGUCCUUCAAAGGCUUGUAGUUUUGGGUAGUCCUUGUUCUUUGGAAGUACACCGUGCUGACCAGACAGCCUCCCCCUGUCCCCUCUAUGACCCCGCCCUCCACAAACGGGAAAACCAGGCUACUUGGGAGCACCGCCUUUGAAAUACCGACCUGAAGACACGGUUCAUUCGGGCAAAGCACAGAACAGAAAAUGAAGGUGGAACAAGCACAGAUGUUCUUAAACUGUUUUUUUCUACACUCUUUUUCUUUUCUUCUACCAUGCUGAAGGCUGAAAGACAGGAAGAUGGUGCCUACAGCAAAUAUUAUUCUUAAUUGAAAAAUUGAAAUGUGUAUGUUUCUUACUAAUUUUUAAAGAUUUAUUCCUUGCCAGGGCAGGCGAGGUGGCUCACGCCCAUAAUCCCAGCACUUCGGGAGGCUGAGGCGGGCAGAUCACCCAAGGUCCAGAGUUUGAGACCAGCCUGGUGAAACCCUGUCUCUACUGAAAAUACAAAAAUUAGCCGGAUGUGGUGGCGCAUUCCUGUAGUAUCAGCUACUCAAGAGGCUGAGGUGGGAUAAUCGCUUGAAUCCAGGAAAGAGGGGUUGUAGUGAGCGGAGAUUGCACCACUGCACUCCAGCCUGAGUGACAGAGCGAGAAUCCAUCUCAAAAAAAAAAAAACAAAAAACAAAAAAAAACUGCUUGCUAAAGAAGUGGUCUCCUGAGGUCUUAAGACAUUCCUGACAGUGUCUUGAGUGGGAGAGAGGCUGCUGUCAUUGCGCUGUGGAAUUUCACAGGUGAGAACCACGCCUAACCAAAAUCACUUUUCCUGUUUGCCUCAGUGACACAGCUGCAGGGACCCUCGUGGGCGUUGUAUUAAAUAAAUUUGACCUUUACUCUUUGCA